AACUUCUUGCCUUUUGGGAAUCAAUCUAAAUCUUUUUAACUACUCCGUAUUUCAACUUUUUUUUUUUUACUUUUGAAAACGGGGGUAAAUUUUGCAAACCAGGUAAAAAGGUAAAAAAAAAUAAGAAAAAAUUAGGGCAAACAAAAUUAAUAAAAAGCUGAAACAAAGCAGGGUGUUUCCUUAGACUUUACAGCCUCCCCCAGCUUGCUUGGAGAAAACUCUAGAGUUGACUGCAAGCGGGCGAAGAAGAAGAGCCGCUCACCUUUCAUCAUUCUUUCUCUAAUUUUCCUGGUGAAAUCUUCAUAACCCACAUGCGAAUUCAGGUUUGACUACAUUUUGAUGCUAUGCUUCGAGCCAAGCAGAUCACUAACUUUUCCAAUUGUGCUAGAUCCAUAUUGUAUAGUGGGUCAAGAUGUAGUACAGAUGGGAGCUCAUGUUCAUGCCCUGAUGAUGAUAAAUGUGGUUCAAGGAGACAGACUACAUUGCUUCGGCCAAAACCAUCAGCCGUAGUGUCUUUACCUACUGCAAGGGUUGAAUCUAUAGUCUCAAAGGAUGCUGGGAAAACUUCUCAAAACCCAGAAAAGGUCAACUGCUCAACUUCUCGCCCACAAGUUGUCUCUCUUUCAAGUGCUUUAGGGAAACAAGACUGUGCAAGUUAUUCCACCAGUGUUAAUUCUGAUCAGAAUGACGUGACACAGUCGUCAGCUCACAUAACAGACCAGUUGGUUAAAGUAGGUAUUGCUGCAGUGGGUUUUAUAUCGGAUGUAGUAAAUUAUAAGAUUCCUCUGACAGAUGGAAGUGAAACGGCUUCUUCUGCUCAAACGUACAUGGUUGGUCAUAGUAGACCCAGAUCAACUGUCAAACCAUCAACUGUACAAUCUGUAAAGAGAGACGAUUUUUAUGUACAUGAGAAACCUUCUUCAAGAGAGGAGACUACUUCUAGUCCCUCAGUGAGUUAUCAGGGUCCCAAAGGUAAAACCGAUAAUCAUGGGCCCGCAGAAACUUUGAGCCAUGAGACUAGUAGAAAGGUAGGAGGUUCAGUAGGAACUCAGGGUAUAAAAUCAGAUAAGAAUAGCUAUAUAGCAACCCAGGGUAUAGCAUCAGAAAAGAAAAGUUACAUAGGAACUCAGAGUGUUUCAUCUGAAAAGAAGAAUUUUUGUUCUCAGAAACCCAAAGCAUAUACGAAUAGCCCUAAUAUACAGGCUUCAAAACCUAAGUUUACUGGCAGAAAUCCUCAUUAUGUCAAUAAUUAUGCAAGGGAUUUUAAAUCUCAGGCGGGAACAGCUCCUUUUGGUAGACAGUAUGUGAGCACUGGACAAGUUAAUACUGUUUUAGAAAUAUUGAAAAGGCUGAAAUGGGGUCCUACAGCAGAAGUUGCACUUGAGAAUCUCAAUUUCUCGAUGGAUGCUUAUCAAGCAAAUCAAGUUCUGAAGCAGAUUCCAGACUACGUUGCUGCACUUGGCUUCUUCUACUGGUUGAAACGGGGAGUAGGUUUUAAGCAUGAUGGACAUACAUAUACAACUAUGGUGGGCAUCUUAGGUCGGGCCAAACAGUUUGAUGCAAUUAAUGUCUUGCUUGAUCAGAUGGUCAGAGAUGGAUGUGAACCGAACGUAGUGACUUACAACCGUCUGAUUCAUAGCUAUGGACGUGCGAACUAUCUCAAUGACGCAGUUGGUGUUUUCCACCAAAUGCAGAAAGCUGGCUGUGAACCUGACCGAGUCACCUAUUGCACACUUAUCGAUAUUCAUGCGAAAUCAGGUUAUCUCGAUGUUGCCUUGCACAUGUAUCAGAGGAUGCAGGAGGCAGGCCUUUCUCCCGACACAUUUACUUACAGUGUUAUGAUCAACUGCUUAGGAAAAGCUGGUCAUUUGUCUGCUGCUCACAAGCUGUUCUGUGAGAUGGUUGAUUCAGGUUGUAUCCCAAAUCUUGUUACGUACAACAUCAUGAUUGCCUUGCAAGCCAAGGCAAGAAACUACCCUGUUGCCCUGCAGAUUUACCGUGACAUGAAAAACGCAGGGUACGAGCCCGACAAAGUCACAUACAGUAUAGUGAUGGAAGUGCUAGGACAUUGUGGAUAUCUCGAGGAGGCAGAAGCAAUAUUUUUUGAGAUGAAGAGUAAGAAGUGGGUUCCUGACGAGCCUGUUUACGGACUUCUUGUGGACUUAUGGGGUAAAGCUGGGAAUGCUGAAAAGGCCCUGCAAUGGUAUCAAGCAAUGCUGCAAGCAGGCUUGUAUCCUAAUGUGCCAACCUGUAACUCUCUACUUAGUGCUUUUCUUCGAGUUCACAGACUCUCAGAUGCUUAUAAUGUGCUCUUAGGCAUGGUGAACAUGGGACUUAGUCCUUCACUGCAAACUUACACUUUGCUCCUCAGUUGCUGCACGGAAGCUAAAACAUCCUUCAAUAUGGGCUUUUGUGGGCAACUUAUGUCCAUAACGGGCCAUCCAGCCCAUGUUUUUCUGCUGAAUAUGCCAGCAUCAGGGCCUGAUGGACAGAAUGUUCGGGACCACGUAGGAAGGUUCCUGGAUGUGAUGCACAGUGAAGACAGGGAAAGCAAACGGGGGCUGAUUGAUGCCGUGGUGGAUUUUCUUCACAAGUCAGGCUUGAAGGAGGAGGCUGGUUCUGUGUGGGAGGUAGCAGCUAUGAAGAAUGUGUACCCUGAUGCCGUGAGGGAGAAAAGCUCUUGCUAUUGGCUAAUCAACUUGCACGUCAUGUCAGAUGGAACGGCAGUGACUGCCCUUUCUAGGACACUUGCUUGGUUCCGCCGCCAGCUUCUGAUGUCAGGGGUGGGUCCCACCAGAAUCGACAUUGUGACUGGGUGGGGUCGACGGAGCAAGGUGACAGGAGCAUCAUUGGUAAGGCAGUCUGUUCAGGAGCUGCUUGAUAUGUUUAGCUUUCCAUUCUUUACUGAAAAUGGAAAUUCUGGGUGCUUUGUGGGAUGCGGUGAGCCCCUCAACAGAUGGUUGCAGCAGUCAUGUGUUGAGCGGAUGCACUUGCUCUAGGCUCUAGCAACCGUUCUACAUUGUAGGUUAGUUGCAUUUUUGUGGCGGCUAGAGCAACUAGCAGUAUUGCCGAGUAAAAUAAAUUGGUGUGUUCAGCUAUGGCUUGUAUGUACUGUAGUAAUUUAGCCUUAGGUGCCUAGUUUUUUCGUCCUUAAGUUACUCUGUUAGCUGCAAAUUUUGCUAGGCAUUUUGAAGUGUGGUUCUAUCAGUAGUUAUUCGGGUUUUAAUAGCUUGUCAUGGCUGAGUGCUGAGUCGGGUGUAUGCAGGCGGGCAUUAUUUAAUUUAAUUCAGGUUUUGUAAAGCUAUGCAGAUUUUAUCAUUGUACUAUGGAAGAUUUCAGGAAGGAAUGUGUUAUUCUACUAA
Molecule: messenger RNA, 3362 nt
Organism: Spinacia oleracea (spinach)
Lineage: Eukaryota; Viridiplantae; Streptophyta; Magnoliopsida; Caryophyllales; Amaranthaceae
Product: pentatricopeptide repeat-containing protein At1g18900-like
Exons: 2
Coding region: 345-2999 (884 amino acids)
Molecular function (GO): protein binding
Source: RefSeq, a predicted model, not a curated record